AUGGCUAUCCUUAAAUUUUGUACGUUCUUAGCGGUUAUGUGCUGUUCUAUAGUAAUAGGUCAAGGAUAUAUUACGACACCGGAGCCCGUAACUAUUCCUAUUUCAAAAGAUAUAUGGGCUACGUUAUCGUCGUCAUCUAAGCCGGAUUCUUCUAGUUCGCCAACCCCUGAGACGACAUCUACCACUGCCACUUCCACUACCACUACUACUACUACAACUCCCCCUCCCACCACAACUCCCCCUCCCACCACGGCCCCAACUACCACAGAGCCAACAACAACGGUUACACCCUCUCCUGAGCCUAAACCCACCCCCUCACCAGGACCAGUUCCAGCCCCAACACAGGGCACAUGGUACUACACUGACAAGAGCAGCAAUGUUACCUGCAUCCUGGUGCAGUUUGCCGCCCAGCUGAAUGUGACAUAUCCCUCCAAUUACACGUCCUCGCUUGCCUACGCGGUGGUCAACGUGCCGUCUAACGCGACCGUCGCCGACGGCAGCUGCAACGCCACCGAGCAAUGGAUCAAGCUAUCUUGGCCCGAAAGUGGCGACCACACCAUGCUCCUGGUCUUCACCGCCAACUCCACCACCAAGGAGUACGCGCUGAAGAGUCUCAACGUCACCAUCGAUCCGGCCAUCCUGACCAACUCUUCCCUCACCAGCCCCGUGGAGCUGUGGCACGGCGUCGAGUGGCGCGUGCCGUUCGCCACCUCGUACCGCUGCACGCCCGCCACCCAGCUCAACCUGACCGCCGAGGUGACCAGCGUGGCAGGCGCCCUCAGCAUAUCGCAGCUGCAGGAGGAGGCCUUCAGGACCGCCCACAACGCGAACACCUUCAGCGCUGGGCGCGAGUGCGGCGGUGGCGACCUGCCGGACGCCGUGCCCAUCGCGGUGGGCUGCGCCCUCGGCGGGCUAGUAGUUGUGGUGCUAAUCGCGUACCUUGAGGGACGCCGCCGCUCGGCCGCGCGCGGAUACCUCUCCAUG
This is a messenger RNA of Iphiclides podalirius (scarce swallowtail), 984 nucleotides long. The record is from the annotation of a GenBank genome assembly. Lineage: Eukaryota; Metazoa; Arthropoda; Insecta; Lepidoptera; Papilionidae.